GCCUCUCACCUGAUCUCCACUCGAUGGAGCAGAUUCGCCGAAUCAUGCGCCCGACGGACGUGCCCGACACCGGGCUCCUCUGCGACCUCCUCUGGUCCGACCCGGACAAGGACGUGCAGGGCUGGGGCGAGAACGACCGCGGCGUCAGCUUCACCUUCGGUGCCGACGUGGUGACCAAGUUUCUGCACAGGCACGAUCUCGACCUGAUCUGCCGCGCCCACCAGGUGGUGGAGGACGGCUACGAGUUCUUCGCCAAGCGCCAGCUGGUCACCCUCUUCAGUGCGCCCAACUACUGCGGCGAGUUCGACAACGCCGGGGGGAUGAUGUCCGUCGACGAGACGCUAAUGUGUUCCUUUCAAAUAUUGAAGCCAUCGGAAAAGAAGGCAAAGUACCAGUACGGUGGACUUAAUUCGGGCCGUCCAGUGACUCCGCCUCGAGCGCCGGCGAUUAAGAAAAAAUGA
Messenger RNA from Rhagoletis zephyria (snowberry fruit fly), 461 nucleotides. Its product is annotated as serine/threonine-protein phosphatase PP1-beta catalytic subunit-like. Gene Ontology annotation, molecular function: protein serine/threonine phosphatase activity. The record is from RefSeq and is a predicted model, not a curated record. Gene Ontology annotation, cellular component: nucleus; cytoplasm. NCBI's taxonomy places the organism in Eukaryota, Metazoa, Arthropoda, Insecta, Diptera, Tephritidae.